Messenger RNA from Entelurus aequoreus (snake pipefish), 681 nucleotides. RefSeq names its product galactose-specific lectin nattectin-like. The record is from RefSeq and is a predicted model, not a curated record. The transcript has 7 exons. NCBI's taxonomy places the organism in Eukaryota, Metazoa, Chordata, Actinopteri, Syngnathiformes, Syngnathidae. The coding region runs from base 16 to 498 and encodes 160 amino acids.
UCCAAGAGUGCAGAGAUGGCUUUGACUUUUGCCGUGCUACUCCUCCUUUGCGGGAUCGGGGGACUGAUGGCUUCCGCAAAGGAGUGCAAAGAUCGUUCUUGUCCAAAAGGCUGGUACCUGCUGAACGAUCGCUGUUUCAUGUUUGUAGAGCAGAGAAGGAUAUUCUCAGAUGCAGAGCAAGUUUGCAUCUUAAAAGGCGGAAACCUGGCUUCCAUCCGAAAUGCUCUGGAGAACGAGCUAGUCCUAGCAAUUAUAGACCAAGCGGGCUUUUCAGCCUCAAGCACCUGGAUCGGAUUCACUGACGCAAUUACGGAGGGCGAAUUCUUCUGGACUGAUGGCACCCCGUUCAAAUUCAAUGACUUUGGGGCUAUACAGCCAGACGACUUCGGUGGCGUAGAGGAGUGUGGAGAGAUUAAUGGCACAAAUCAAUGGAAUGACGACGAAUGCACCGAUCUGAACAACUUCAUCUGCGCCAAAGAUGUGUCCUGUGAACACUAAUCCUGUCCUCUCUUAUCCAUAAUGUUCUAAGACGACACCGAACUUCGAUGUAGUGUCCGUCGACCAAUAAUUAUCAUCGUCUUUUCUUCUUUUCCUUCAACGCGGUUCCAUGUUUCCAUGAUUGUCAGUCAAACUAAUUCGCAAGAUUCAACGAUUUUUCUGAAAUAAACAAGUUUAUCUGCC